Molecule: messenger RNA, 1714 nt
Organism: Pseudophryne corroboree (corroboree frog)
Lineage: Eukaryota; Metazoa; Chordata; Amphibia; Anura; Myobatrachidae
Product: condensin-2 complex subunit hcp-6-like
Exons: 9
Coding region: 77-1426 (449 amino acids)
Source: RefSeq, a predicted model, not a curated record
CAUUGGUUCAAGCUAGAUGAAGGUUUUGGUUCUGUAGCUGAAUAGGUGUGUGGGAAAGAUUUUGUUAGACAAGCAAAUGGCACCUGCAAGAAAGAAGCCAAGAGUGCUUGUGGUUGCAAGUGAACUAUCAGCUGUUGAGAGUCCUGAAAAGAAAGGAUUAAAGGGUGACCCUCCUGUCAGUAUACUGAAAGACACUGUGACUAAUUUACCCAGUGUGAAGCCCCAACCAAAGACAGAUGAAGUGGAUCAGCUGAUUCUCAGGAGAAAAACAUAUUUUAUAAAUGGAGCUGACAAACUGGAUGAAAAUGAGCCCAGUGUAAUACAUAAUACCCAAGAAGAACUUUCCCUGAGUAAUGAUGAAAAGAUUAGACGCCUCACUUAUUUUGUCAGUUCAUUUUGCCAUGAAGACACUGCAAAUCCUUUGACGAAUGACAAUCCAGAAAUGGAAAUUACACAUUCAGAGUUGGAGAUUAAAAGAAUACAGAUUCAGGAAUCUGAGGUAGAUAAGAAAACAGUCCUCCAAGAUAAAAAACCUAAUAAACGUGGCAGAAAGAAGAAAAAUGCUGUUUCUGCUCUCACCAUAGAGAGAGAUUCUGAACCCAUUGGAAGUACAGAGAAUGCAGGUGGAAGAAAGGAACCUGUAGAUGUAGAGAAGACAGUACUCAAAGAUCCCAAACCCAACAAACGUGGCAGAAAGAAGGAAAGUGUUUCUGCUCCAAGGUUGUACAAAGAUUUUGAAUCUUCAGAAAAUGAAUCUGAUGUAGAUAAGAAAACCGUCCUCCAAGAUAAAAAACCUAAUAAAAAUGGCAGAAAGAAGAAAAAUGCUGUUUCUGCUCUAACCAUAGAGAGGGAUUCUGAACCCAUUGGAAGUACAGAGAAUGCAGGUGGUAAAAAGGAACCUGUGGAUGUAGAGCAGACAUUAGUCCUCAAAGAUGCCAAACCCAAUAAACGUGGCAGGAAGAAGGAAAAUGGUGUUUCUGCUCCAAGUUUGCACAAAGAUUCUGAACCUCCAGAAAAUGUGUCUGCUGACGUAGCACAAAAAGCAAUCCCGGAUGACUUCAAACCUAGUAAACGUAGCAGGAAGAAGGAAAAUGCAGUUUCUGUUCUGAACUUGGCCAAAGGUUUUGACUCUAUAGAUGAUACAGAGAAUGACAAAGAAAUUAUCUCUCAAACUGCUGCUGGUACAAAUUCUAAGCGUGGUCAAAAUAAGAGCAAGGCAACUCAUAUUAAAGACAUCCCUGUGAAGCUAAUAGCAUCAGGGAAUGAAGUUGAGAGGGACAGUCCACGGGAGUUAACAUCUAUUGAGGAUACAAAGGAAAAGGCAGAGAAAAUGCAAGAAGACGAAAACAAAACUGUUCCCACUCAAUCUACUCUUCAGAAGAAAUCGGUCAAAAGAGGCAGAAAGAAAAAUGUAAAGGAAAUAUAAUCAAGCAAGUCAAAGCAUUUCUAGAAUUGAUGACAUUAUUAUUGACCGUUUGUCUCAGGGUAUGUUCCAUAUACAGAAUUCAUUCUCCACUCUUGUACAAUAGAAAGAUGGUCAACAUAGCGGUGCUGUUUUGUGGUUUUUCUUUGCUGCUCUUGUUCGUGUCCUGAAUUCUGUUUUGCCUCAUUUGCCACAUUUUCACUUUUCUAUGCUAUUUUUGUUACUCUAAGGUCUAUUUUUGUAAUCUAAACUUUCAUUGUAAAACUAAAUUAAUAAAUUACUUUGAUUUAA